CGACACCCAACUCGCAUCUCAGUCGUCUCCUCCAUCUCUUCUUCUCCAGCGUCCGAUCUCCGCCCGUUUACAAAUCCUCAGGAAAAAUCUCAGGUGCGAUUCUAGAGGUUUUCUGCGGCGGCGGAAAUGGCGGACGGGCACGGUUCCUCGCAGCGUCCGGGGAGUCCAGGCGGCGGAAGCCACGAGAGCGGGGAUCAUAGCCCGAGGUCGAAUGUUCGAGAGCAGGACAGGUUUCUCCCCAUCGCCAAUAUCAGCCGGAUCAUGAAGAAGGCUCUCCCUCCCAACGGUAAGAUUGCCAAGGAUGCCAAGGAGACUGUCCAAGAAUGCGUCUCUGAGUUCAUCAGCUUUAUCACCAGCGAGGCAAGCGACAAGUGUCAGAAGGAGAAAAGGAAAACUAUCAAUGGUGAUGAUCUUCUCUGGGCAAUGGCAACAUUAGGCUUUGAGGAUUAUAUUGAUCCACUCAGAGUUUACCUCAAUCGGUACAGAGAGAUGGAGGGAGACACAAAGGGAUCUGCUAAGGCUGCUGAAGGUUCCUCCACUAGAAGAGAUGGAGGACACCCGGUCCCUGAUUCGCAGCUUCUGCAUCAAGGUUCAUUCUCACAAGGAAUAAGCUAUGGUGGCUCUCAGGGACGACAUAUGAUGGUUCCAAUGCCAGGCCUGGAGUGAUUAAGGGGUUCUUCUCCGGAGGAGGAUUAAAUAUGUAAAUUGGAUCAUUCUGCUACAUGUUUUGUUUUCUGUUUUUUUUUGUUUUUAAUUGCACGAUCCAUUGAUCUUUGCAUUCUCAAAUGUCAGAGCUCUGUGUCUGAUUUAUUAAGGUUUGUAAAGUCAGUAGUGUGUGCAUUUGAUCUGAUUUAUACUAGAACACAAGCACUCGUACCUAUUUUCUGCCUUUGUUUUUGGUGAUUAUUUAAGCACUUUUUAGCUUUUAACAAACACAAAUUCUUAGGGAAAAAAUUGACUCAAGAUUG
Cuscuta campestris is the source of this 968-nucleotide messenger RNA. Lineage: Eukaryota; Viridiplantae; Streptophyta; Magnoliopsida; Solanales; Convolvulaceae. The record is from the annotation of a GenBank genome assembly.